This is a messenger RNA of Oryzias melastigma (Indian medaka), 1970 nucleotides long. RefSeq names its product kidney mitochondrial carrier protein 1. Gene Ontology annotation, biological process: mitochondrial transport. Gene Ontology annotation, cellular component: mitochondrial membrane. Lineage: Eukaryota; Metazoa; Chordata; Actinopteri; Beloniformes; Adrianichthyidae. Bases 238 to 1098 code for a protein of 286 amino acids. The record is from RefSeq and is a predicted model, not a curated record. The transcript is spliced from 9 exons.
ACGGUUGCCGGGCAACCGACGGUGGGCGGGACAUCGGAGACAGCAGAGGGAGCGGCGUUGGGCGGGGCUUCGCUCCUUCCAAGUGUGCCUGAAGGAACUCCGCGUAAGCGGCGCUGCUCUCUAACCCCCGGGGGAGUCCGACACCACACAGCUACGCAGUAGCCGUACUCGCUGUCCAGUCCUGAGUUUGUCACGAGUGUUUGUCAGCUGUGAGCGCCGGUAAACGUUCCGGAGAAGAUGUCGAACGUAAACUGGAAGCCUUUCGUUUUCGGCGGACUGGCCUCUGUGACGGCGGAAUGCGGUACGUUCCCAAUCGACUUAGCAAAGACGCGUCUCCAGGUUCAAGGCCAGGUGGGCGACCGAAGAUACAGAGAGAUCCGCUACAGGGGCAUGCUCCAUGCCAUCAUGAGGAUCGGGCGGGAGGAGGGGCUCCGGGCCCUUUAUUCAGGAAUUGCUCCUGCCAUGCUUCGCCAAGCCUCCUAUGGCACCAUCAAAAUCGGCACAUACCAGAGCCUCAAGAGGCUUCUGGUUGACAGGCCUGAGGACGAGACACUGCUGACCAACGUGGCGUGCGGCAUUCUCUCCGGAGUCGUCUCCUCCUCCAUUGCCAACCCCACUGAUGUCCUGAAGAUCCGAAUGCAAGCUCAGGGAAAUGUCAUCCAAGGCAGCAUGAUGGGUAACUUUAUUAACAUCUACCAGGAGGAGGGAACCAGAGGACUUUGGAAAGGCGUUUCUCUGACGGCGCAGAGGGCAGCCAUCGUGGUCGGCGUUGAGCUUCCGGUCUAUGACAUCACCAAGAAGCACCUGAUCCUGUCGGGCUACAUGGGGGACACUGUGUACACGCACUUCUUGUCAAGUUUCGUGUGCGGCCUGGCGGGCGCUUUGGCCUCCAAUCCAGUGGAUGUAGUGCGGACGCGCAUGAUGAACCAGCGAGGAGGGGCCCUCUACCAGGGGACGCUGGACUGCUUGCUGCAGACGUGGCGCUCCGAGGGUUUCAUGGCUCUCUAUAAAGGCUUCUUCCCCAACUGGCUGCGCCUGGGACCCUGGAACAUCAUCUUCUUCCUCACUUACGAGCAGCUGAAGAAGAUCGAUGUGUGAUUAUUUAUUCUUUUAAAAAGUGGUACGGCGACGAGCGUGAAGCUCUAGGACGAUCGGAGAGGACCAAAAUCGGGAGCGGCUGGGCGGCGGCAACGGUAGACUUCUGAUGGAAACGGCAGGCCGGGGUCUGGGUCUGAUUCCUGUUUUAGGCUGGAAAAGGUGGAAGUUACUACAGCACAGGCUGUCGUCCCAGUUGUGGAGGGGUUUCAGCAUCUUUCCUAAGCCUUUACAUCUCAGUCAUUCACACGUCAGCCAAACUGUGACUGUGGAUGAACAUAAAAUUGAAUUUUUUCAAUCAGAACCUGGUUUCAGGUUCCGGGCUUAUUUAUAAACCCACAUUUCUCUCCAAACUUGAGUGCCUUAGACUGGGGAUGUCCCUGUUUUUUUUUUUGUGUGUGAAUGUAUAUAAGCUGUAGGAUGGACUGAGACUGUUACAAUGAUCAUUCCCUGUUGGAAACCCCUCCCCAAAAGGUUUUGGACUUAGAAGGAGUCAAAAGUGUUUCUAAGAUGAAAAAUAAAUAAUGCAUUUUUUGUUCUAUUUAUCGUAAAAAGAGCCAUUUUUCCAUAAAUGGCUGAGUCAGCAGGGUUGUUGCAAAUACAUGUUAGUAAUAGGAGGGCAAUUAAAAACAAAUGGCAGAUUAUUUUCUGAUCUGCAAUCUACGUCCAAUCUCUGCUGACGUUUGUACUUUGCGGCCAAGUAGUUUGCCGUCAUGCACUGUGCUUUUGUGAAUUUUUAGGAAUGAAAAUGUAAAUGUGAGCUUUUAAUGCUGCCAAAGUUAAGCCAGGGUUUAUUUUUGCUAUUAUUCUGAUGGGUUUUUUUGCCAAUCCAGCUGCAGAUCUGGCUUUUCAAAAUAAAAAAAAAGGUACUUAAA